Messenger RNA from Monoraphidium neglectum, 819 nucleotides. Its product is annotated as Midasin. Lineage: Eukaryota; Viridiplantae; Chlorophyta; Chlorophyceae; Sphaeropleales; Selenastraceae. The transcript is spliced from 2 exons. Bases 1 to 819 code for a protein of 272 amino acids. Gene Ontology annotation, cellular component: preribosome, large subunit precursor. Gene Ontology annotation, biological process: rRNA processing; ribosomal large subunit assembly. The record is from RefSeq and is a predicted model, not a curated record.
AUGAAACGCGUCAUCGGUUACAUCGCCUCACACUUCCGCCGCGACAAGAUCUGGCUGCGCCGCACGCGCCCCGACAAGCGCCGGUACCAGGUCGUCCUCGCCAUCGACGACAGCCGCUCCAUGGCCGAGAACGGCUGCGGCGCGUUCGCCCUUGAGGCUCUGACCCUCCUGUGCAAGGCCAUGUCCCGCCUCGAGGUCGGCGAAAUCGGCGCCCUCUCCUUCGGCGGCGCCGCCGGCGCGCGCCCGCUGCAGCCGCUCGGCGCGCCGUUUGGCGAUGCGGCGGGGCCCGCGCUGAUGUCGGCGCUGCGGUUUGACCAGGACAACACAAUCGUUGACCGGCCGAUGGUGCAGCUGGUGGAGGCGCUGGAGCAUAUGCUCGACGCGGCAAGGCACCGGGCGGUGACGUCAUCGGGCGGCGGCGGCGGCGCGGGCAGCGACCUCAGGCAGCUGGUGCUUGUGCUGGCGGACGGCCGGUUCCACGAGAAGGGCGGCCUCAAGGCGGCGGUGCGGCGGCUGCUGGAGAAGCGCGGCGUGUGCGUCGCGUUCAUCGCGCUUGACUCGGUGCGCGGCGCGGGCGCCGGCGCGGGCGCCGGGGACGGCGUCGCGGGCGGCGGCGGCGGCGCGGCAAUGGGCGCGGGCGCGGGGUCGUCGCUGCUGGAAAUGCAGAGCGUCAAGUUUGUCAACGGGGCGCCCGUGUUCGAGCGCUACCUCGACUCGUUCCCGUUCCCCUUCUACAUCGUGCUGCGGGACAUCGCGGCGCUGCCCCGGACGCUGGCCGACCUGAUGCGGCAGUGGUUUGAGCUGACCGCCAGCGGGUGA